AUGCUUGCUGCUUCAUUCAAACGCCAACCAUCGCAAUUGGCCCGUGGGCUGAGAAGUGUCCUGUACACUUCCACCAGAUUAAGCCAUGUUCGUACUAUGGCAACUUUAAAGACAAACGAUAAAAAAGCACCUGAAGAAAUUGAGGGCACGGACACUGUGCAAAUCGAGUUGCCCGAGUCCUCUUUUGAAUCGUACAUGCUGGACCCUCCAGACUUGUCCUACGAGACUUCCAAAGCCACUUUAUUGCAAAUGUAUAAAGAUAUGGUCAUCAUCAGAAGAAUGGAGAUGGCUUGCGACGCCUUGUACAAGGCCAAGAAAAUCAGAGGUUUCUGCCACUUGUCUGUCGGUCAAGAAGCUAUUGCCGUCGGUAUUGAGAACGCCAUCACAAAACUGGACACCAUCAUUACAUCCUAUAGAUGUCAUGGUUUCACCUUCAUGAGAGGCGCCUCAGUGAAAGCCGUCCUGGCUGAGUUACUGGGCAGAAGAGCCGGUGUCUCCUUUGGUAAAGGUGGCUCCAUGCAUCUUUAUGCUCCAGGGUUCUACGGUGGUAACGGUAUCGUGGGUGCUCAAGUUCCUUUGGGUGCAGGUUUAGCAUUUGCUCACCAGUACAAGAACGAAGACGCCUGCUCUUUCACUUUGUAUGGUGAUGGUGCCUCCAACCAAGGCCAAGUCUUUGAGUCUUUCAAUAUGGCCAAGUUAUGGAACUUGCCUGUUGUGUUUUGUUGUGAGAACAAUAAGUACGGUAUGGGUACUUCUGCCGCAAGAUCAUCUGCCAUGACCGAAUAUUUCAAGCGUGGUCAAUACAUCCCAGGUUUGAAAGUCAAUGGUAUGGAUAUUUUAGCCGUCUACCAAGCAUCCAAGUUUGCCAAGGACUGGUGUUUAUCUGGUAAGGGUCCUCUUGUUUUGGAAUACGAAACCUAUAGAUACGGUGGCCAUUCCAUGUCCGACCCUGGUACCACAUACAGAACCAGAGACGAAAUUCAACACAUGAGAUCCAAGAACGACCCAAUUGCUGGUCUCAAGAUGCAUUUGGUCGAUUUAGGUAUUGCCACUGAAGGGGAAGUCAAAGCUUACGACAAGGCCGCUAGAAAAUACGUUGACGAACAAGUCGAAUUAGCCGAUGCUGCUGCUCCUCCAGAAGCUAAACUAUCUAUCUUGUUUGAAGAUGUCUACGUGAAGGGUACAGAAACCCCAACUUUAAGAGGUAGAAUUCCUGAAGAUACUUGGGACUUCCAAAAGCAAGGCUUCGCUUCUAGGAAUUAA
This is a messenger RNA of Saccharomyces eubayanus, 1263 nucleotides long. It is a transcript of the gene PDA1, whose product is annotated as pyruvate dehydrogenase (acetyl-transferring) subunit E1 alpha. The transcript has a single exon. Gene Ontology annotation, cellular component: intracellular membrane-bounded organelle. Gene Ontology annotation, biological process: pyruvate decarboxylation to acetyl-CoA. The record is from RefSeq and is a predicted model, not a curated record. Bases 1 to 1263 code for a protein of 420 amino acids. Gene Ontology annotation, molecular function: pyruvate dehydrogenase (acetyl-transferring) activity. NCBI's taxonomy places the organism in Eukaryota, Fungi, Ascomycota, Saccharomycetes, Saccharomycetales, Saccharomycetaceae.